AUGCCCAAAAUCAUCAGCUCAAGCAUCAUCUCGGCCUCAGACCACCAAAAUGAAAAGCCGCUGCAUGUCUACUACUGCAUAUGCGGCGAAUACGUGCUCAUCAUUGACAAGGAGAUCGACUAUCUCCCCAAGAGGCCGACGGAUCGGUCGUACGUGCUGACGAACAAACGGGUCUUCCGAUUCAAUACCGUCGACGGGCCCACUGUGGUGAUCAAGAGGCCCUCGGGCUUCGAGAAGCAGUGCCGCCGUCACUGCCCACGAUGCCAGCUUCCGAUCGCGUAUCACCAGAACGGAGAAAACCAAUACCUGAUCGACGGCUCGGUCACCCUGGAACAGGGCGGGAUCCCCGAGGGGCUCGGCGAGCAUCUUGGCAAGCAGCUCGAAGCCCAGCUUGAGAGCCAGCUCGAGAAUCAGCCCGAGGUCGAUCCCAGCCGAGCAUGA
Molecule: messenger RNA, 441 nt
Organism: Polychytrium aggregatum
Lineage: Eukaryota; Fungi; Chytridiomycota; Chytridiomycetes; Polychytriales
Exons: 4
Coding region: 1-441 (146 amino acids)
Source: RefSeq, a predicted model, not a curated record